GCGACCAGGAGCAAAAUGGACCUCCGGACAGCAGCAGCAGCAGCAGCAGCAUCCAGUGAGGACCGACACAGUUUUUAGGGUCCUGUUACAUCCUGGAGGACUCACGGUCAUGACGAAAUAGAAGCAUCAGUUGAGGCCCUCCAGCUGACCUCUGGGCCAAGUCCUGGGCUUUUUUGUUGGUGGGCCAACUGCACAGGGGUGUAUGUGAGUGCGAGGUAAUGAAAUCCAGUAUGAGGCACUGGCGGAGGCUGGUGCUGGUUGGAAUGCUGGCCUGGGUUCUCCUCUUCUUCGCCCUCUUCUCUUACUUCCUGGAUGCUCGUGUGAAUGAGCCCCUGACCUCUGUCGGCUCUUUACUCUUCGAGCACCCUGACACUCGUCGUCUGACCUCGAUACAGGCGUCCCAUCAGCAGCAUGCAGACCUGGGCUCCCGACCUGAACUGGCUUCCACCUUAACUACAACCUACCCUGGAGAUGAGCCAGAGCCGUCUGCCACCUCCACGACCCCGGGGCUCAGCCUGGAGGUGAGCCACAGCCCCAGCAGCGCUCCUGACGCCAUUUAUGUUAGCCGGGAGACCAGCCACCAGGACAGCCUGGACCCACAGAGCCUGGCUGCCUGGUCUUCCUUUGGUACAGAAAACGUGGGAUCUCACUCGGACCCUUCAGUCCAGAGUCGGGAGAGGACUUCUCAACACGGUGGGGAGGAGGAGGAGGAAGAAGAUGAGAAGGACAAUGAAGAAAAUGAGCAAGGACACAGAAUGAGGACUACAUCUGGCAGGAGGGUCGGUGAUGACUCUGCUAAUCUGGAGGAAUAUUACUUCUCCAAGUCGGCCUCUAUGUUGCAGCGGCUGUGGCGGGGUCGCGUGUCCGGCAACAUGCUGAGUCCUCAUUUGCAGCGCGCUGCGAAAGACUACAUUAAUUCCAACAAAUUCCGUGUCUCCUACAAGGGGCAGCGCAGGACCAGCCAGAGUGCUAAAGACGUGCUGUGUCAUAUGAAAGCCCUGGCCCGGCCCAGGACAGUGGACGGGUCGGAGGAGCCCUUCUCCUCACUCGGUUGGACUAGUUUUGUGCCUUCUACUCCCCUGGAGCAACUGCCAGGGCGGCAGGACCAGAGCAGCUACAAGACCUGUGCGGUGGUCGCCUCGGCUGGAUCUAUCCUGCGCUCAGGACUGGGCAAAGAGAUCGACACUCAUGAGGCAGUUCUACGGUUCAACGCUGCACCUACAGAGGGAUACGAGAGAGACGUGGGGAGCAAAACCACCAUCCGCAUCAUCAACUCACAGAUUGUGGCCCAUCCUAAGCAUCGAUUCAAAACAACCUCAAUCUACGAGAAUGUGACUCUGGUGGCCUGGGAUCCUGCACCUUACACCCUCGACUUACACAAGUGGUAUGCCAGUCCAGACUUCAACCUUUUUGGUCCAUACAAGGAGCACCGCAAGCUCCAUCCAGACCAGCCCUUUUACAUUCUUCACCCCAGUUACGUGUGGGCACUCUGGGAUGUGAUUCAGGGCAACACUCAGGAGAAUAUCCAGCCCAAUCCUCCCUCGUCUGGCUUCACGGGCAUCCUCUUGAUGAUGGCGCUGUGUGAGCAGGUGCAUGUGUACGAGUUCAUUCCCUCCAUGAGGCAGACAGACCUGUGCCACUACCACGAGCGUUAUUAUGAUGUUGCCUGUACACUGGGUGCCUACCAUCCCCUCCUGUUUGAGAAGAGCCUGAUCCAGCGAAUCAACACGGGCACCGAGAGUGACCUCAGGAGGAAGGGACGGGUCACUCUUCCGGGCUUCAGCACCGUCGACUGUGACAUCUGAGAUAUGAAACCUGAGCCUCUGAGCCUGAACAUACACACACACUCUGGCCUUUUCUGGCUGAGUAAGGGAGAGGUGCAAUAAAGCCACUGGAGACAAGGAGGCUGGAGCAUAUAGGUUUUAAAUUAGACCCAUGAAGAACAUAAGCCAUAGCCCUCCAGGGAGGGAUCAACGUGGAGGCUUCUGAAAGAACUUGUCUCCACUGAGAUGGUUUACUAGACCAGAGACUGGCAGGAAGAGUCUCCGAGGUGGAGCUGGAAAAAGACGUUUCUCUCUGCUUUAGCUGAGCCACGUUAGCUGUGGAGCUGACUAGGGUAGCAACAGAUCUGUUUUUAGAUAGACGAGUACAUUUUCAAUAACUGGGUGUGUUUCAUUGGUGUAAACUGUGUUUUUUAAAAGUACAGGUGGUCAUCCACUUAAAGGAAAUGCCACUGUUUAUAACGGGGGAUAUUUGUGAUUUUUUUUCUCUCCUUUUUUACUGGUCCAAAGGGUUGUGAUUAAGCAAAGACAUCAUCCAUGCUGAAUGUCAUAAAUGCAACACACACACACACAAAUAUACACACAUCCACACAUAUACAUAGAGCAGCAACUCAUGCAGAAGAACGCACAGUGUGAAAGACAGCUUAGGCGUCUCCACAGAGAUGGAGUCAGGUUGUCACAGCAGUCGUAUUACUGUAUGUUUCAUCGCUCAGCAGCAGGUGUUCCUGUUUGACAUUCCUCUGAUAUCUUCAUGUGCAAUCAGAAGUCGUUUCGUGUUUGUCACGAGGGGUUUAUUUCAAACUACUGAUGUUGUUGAGCUUAGUACAAAAUUACUCUCCUGCGCAUGCCAUUUUGCCGGCUCACUCCCACCAGUCUGUUGCUCCUUGUCCACACGUUUAGGAUGGCUCCUCAUUCAGUGUCAAGAAGCCUGUCUCAGUUAAUAGCCCACAGGAAGUAAGGGCACUGGUUGUCCUUUUUUUUGGAUUCACCCUACCUGUAGUAACAUUUUUUACUGACGGCGCAAUUAAAUCAAAGCAAACGGGGCCAAAAUGGAUCUUCAGAACAAACCGGUGCUCAGAACAGCCGUAACCCUGUGCCUAGUGGUCGAAUGAACACUUUCCUCGGGUUGCCUUGUGACUGUUCAGGUACAUGCAGUACAUACUGUGGCAGGACUGCAGUAACAUGGAGUUUAAUUGCCGCGAGAGGUGUGGAGCAGUUGAUAUUGCUGAAGUGAGCUGUAUCAGGGGAUUCUUAGCUCUGCCUCAGCAAUCACCAGCCCCUGUUUUUGACGGUCAGUUCACUCUUUAUUGAAUGUAAUUUUACCACUGCGUGUAACGGCCAAACCCUCCCCGGAGCUCACCACUGCAGUAUGGGCUGCGUAUGUGCAGGGUUAUUUCUCUGUCAUGUAACAGCACGAAGCUCAUUUCCUCCAACUAUUAAUGUUUCAUACUUCCUGAAUCCUCUAAUAUUGGUCUGUACUCGUCCGCAGCUCAGAGUGGAGAUGGAAUUUGAACUGGUAAUAUCAGCAGAUUUGCUUUGUCUCCAGCUAGGAUGAUUUUUAUACAGUCAGUCAGUGCCACAUCUGUGGUUAUUGGUUCAGUGUUGAGAGGAAGGUUGGUUUUUGCUACAGACAGUCACAAAAAUCUUGCCUAUAACAGAGAUUUUUAUAGCUAAGUGUGCUAAUCUACAAAAUGUUCCUGUGCCAUUGGUUGUGGUUCUAUAUAAGAUGUGAAAACGUGUCUGAUGUAUAUUGAAUUAGAUGGUUCUGUAGUAGUUGUAUGUAGUAGAUGAUUAUGGGGCUUAACAUUACUUGUUGUUGAGUAGGGCUGGGUAUCACCCAAAAUGUGUCAGUACUUCUACAAAGUAGUACUGUGCUGAUACCAAAUAAUAAUGCAUUUAAAAAAAAAAAAAAUGUAUUAAAUUUUUUUUUUUUUUUUUUUUUUUUUACAAGAACUUUUUAUAACUCAGGCAAUACCUGAUUAAAGGAAACAAACACCUGCCCAAGUAUUUUGCGCCAAUUUUUGAUACUUGACAGUCAGGGUGGGCAAUAAAGAUAAAAACGUCUACUAUGGUAUUUUAUAUUACAACAUUGAUACAUGGUGUAUCCUGAUAUAGUAAAUUCUGUAAGUUCUUUUGGGAAACUACAUUGUCGCCAGUUUAUUAGGUACACUUUGCUCAAACUAAGUCCAGUAGACAAAAAUGAAUCCAUCAAAGAGGACCUAUUGUGCUCAUUUUCAGGUUCAUACUUGGUUUGUACACGAACGUUUACAUGCUCUAAUGCUCUGAAACACUUUGUUAUCCUCAAACUGUCUGUGCUAAACACCUGUAUUCACCCUCUGCCUGAAACGCUCUGUUUUAGGACCUGACCUUUUUAGUCCCCCUUCAGACAAGGCCCUGUCUGCUCUGAUUGGUCAGCAUUUCUGGGUCUUUCAUAUCUUGGCGUCUCUGUAUCGUCAUUGCAACCAGGCAAUGACUAUAACGGAGAAUAGCGCCACUUUCUAUUGUAAAGAUCCCCAAUAAAAACUACUAAACACAACUGUUUCAACAUGUUUCAGCAGGAAUAUGAUUUGAAAUUGGGGAGAAUUCAACAAAAUCUGCAACAAAGUUUACAUGUUUUCCUGACAUUACCAUGUAGCUACAUGUAGCCAUCUACCUGCAACUGGGGAAUGACUGUGUAUAGCAGCACUUCCUCUCCCAUUAAAUAUCACCAAUGAAAGCUUCAAAACACAACUGGACAUGUUCCAGCAGGAAUAUGAUCUGAAAUUAGGUAGAUAUUUACAACAUCUGCAACCAAGUUUACAUGUUCCCUGAUGUUAGCAUGUAGCUACAUGUAGUCCACUUGCAGCUGGGGAGUGAAUGUGUAUAUGGGCACUUUCUCCAGUAACAAAUCACCAAUAAAAGCUUCUAAACACAACUGGACAUGUUCCAGCAGGAACAUGAUGCGAAAUUUACAACAUUGGUAGCCAAGCUUACAUGUUUCCCUGACAUUGGCAUGUGGCUACAUGUAGCAGUCUACAGCACUUUCACCUGUUAACAUUCACCAGUAAAAGCUUCUAUACACAACUUGACAUGCUUCAGCAGCAAUGUGAUAUAACACUGGGGAGAAUUUAACAACACCAGCAACAGAGUUUACAUGUUUUCCUAAUAUUAGAAUGUAGCUACAUGUAGCAUUGUAGAAUAUGUAAUCUAAACACUUGCAAAAGCAUGCCUGGAGCGGAUGACCAUAUAAAGAAAUCUGACACAAUCUGCCGUCAUCUUGUAGCCAAAGUAGAAAUAAACAAACAGUAUUCAGAACAAAGGGAUUCGUUUUACAUGUUUAUCUUGUUAUUUGAAAUUUUGGUGGCGUUUAAUAUGAACAUCCGACAUUGUAACAUUAUUUACAUGACAGAAUAUAACAAAGAGCAUAAUAGGUCCUCUUUAAAUUAAAUGGGAGUGGACAAAAUAUUAGAAAUACUUCUCAGAAUAGAUGAUACCGUUCAUGAAUAUAGGAUUUAUUGCAGAGCUGUCGCAUUAGAAAAUGUAACUUUUAGCUAGGUGGCCCUAAACUGGAACCUGAGUGUAUGUGAAGUUAAAAUAACCAGAUGGGAGUGACUAAUUCAGUGAAUUACAGGUAUUUCAUCACAUUGAUGCAAAAUUCUGUAAAUCUAAUAUUGCCACAAAGCAGUUCUCCUCAUUGAUUUGCAGCUAUCUUGGUAGAAACUGUAUAGAAGUAUCUUGACAGUAAAUGGUUUCUUGGUAAAUUUGUGGUCAUGUCGCCCAGCCCUACUCUACAGUUUUAAUACUCUACGCCAUGGAUGCAUUUUGAAUGCGCACAGUAGUUAGGUUUGAUAACCAGCCCCAGUUUCAGAUGGACUGUUUGGCAUGUCAUGUUAAAAGAUUCUUGGAACAAGGAACCCGAUGAAGUCAGCAGCUGUAACAGAGGUUUAAAAAAACAGCCUGAACAAACCAGUUUUUGAAGCUUAUGGAGAUUUCUCAUUCAUUUUGAAUCAUGCAGGUUUUCAGCCCUGCUGUAGGUUUUAUGUUUCUCAGUUGAGAUAAACGAUAAGAUGUUUUAUUGCUUGUGAUUGUAAACACACUGAAGGUGCAAAAACCCUGAACAUAUUGUACAUGUAUAUUUCUAAUAACUUUGAAUUACUUUCAAAAUGCACAGAGCAUGCAAAUCAGGAUCAGGGCUAAGAGUCUUAAACUGUCUGUGCUGUACCGUGCUGCAAGUAGACACCAUUGUCAUUAAUGUCGUGAGAGGCGAUUGUGCUAUAAGAUUUUUUUUUAUUAUUAUUUCUUAAGUGGUGUUUUGCAGAUUUUAGUGCAUGCUUGUUGACGGGGAAAUCACAUCCAGCUGCGGUGCAGCUAAUAAUGGUUCCCUGGGAGCACUUGUUUCAGUGCAAUAUAUUCUGGCACCUCCAUCUUUGCAUCUUAAUAUUGUGCCAAAUUCAUUUUUAAUUAUGUCUUAGCAGGGCGGGUUAAAGAUUCAGAGUAAUAGCAGGACUUCUGAGGUGCUAUUGCUUCUCUCUGGGAAGGUGGAAUUUAAUUGAAUUUUUAUUCUUUGAGACAACAGUUUUAUUGACAGGGUUAGAUACAGGACGAUAUGCUGAAACAUGCGAGUGGUGAGAUGUGAAAACACAUUCGCAGAUACUGCUCAUUAGGUUUUGCCCCCUCAGCCUCUUUCUCGCCACUCUUUACUCUGGAGGCCUAUUUUUCAUGUCUUGUUUUUACUCAGUAUCGUGGGAAUUUCUGCACCACACUGCCUCUAAAAGAUUGUUCAACAUUUUCUUUUUGUACAUGUCCCUCCUGCAGCUUUCUGAAAAGAGGAAGAGAAAAAGAAGUAUCCAUGAUUGAACAUAAAGAGUGAAGGUCUCGUUUCACUCCCAACAGCCUUAGGGUGUUCUCUUUAACUUUGAUUUGUCAGUGAAUUCUCUUCUUACACUUGAACUGAUAUUUAAAUAGACCAUUUGUAUGAUUUCAGCUGUUGUAAAUUGUCUUUUUUUACUGUGUAAAUAAAGCUGUUGUACAUGUCA
This is a messenger RNA of Epinephelus moara (kelp grouper), 6796 nucleotides long. RefSeq names its product beta-galactoside alpha-2,6-sialyltransferase 2-like. The transcript has 7 exons. Gene Ontology annotation, molecular function: sialyltransferase activity. The record is from RefSeq and is a predicted model, not a curated record. Bases 219 to 1805 code for a protein of 528 amino acids. NCBI's taxonomy places the organism in Eukaryota, Metazoa, Chordata, Actinopteri, Perciformes, Serranidae.